This is a messenger RNA of Meloidogyne enterolobii, 558 nucleotides long. NCBI's taxonomy places the organism in Eukaryota, Metazoa, Nematoda, Chromadorea, Rhabditida, Meloidogynidae. The record is from the annotation of a GenBank genome assembly.
AUGUGGAGCAGUGUAGUAAAUCUGUUAAAUGGAUUAUACACAGCAUUUGAUGGGAUUAUUGACACGCAUGAUGUUUAUAAAGUUGAAACAAUUGGAGAUGGUUAUUUAGUUUGUUCCGGAAUUCCUCGGAAAAAUGGGAAUGACCAUGCUAAGGAAAUUUCUGAACUUGCAUUUGCUUUCCUACGUACCGUUUCAACAUUUAGAGUUGACCAUUUGCCAAAUGAACGUGUUAAUUUACGUAUUGGAAUACAUACUGGACCAGCAGUAGCUGGAGUUGUUGGAUUGACAAUGCCUCGUUAUUGUUUAUUUGGAGACACUGUAAAUACAGCUAGUAGAAUGGAAUCUAAUGGAAGACCUGGACGUAUCCAUAUAUCAACCACAACUAAUCAUUAUUUAACUAACAUAAUUGGAGGAUAUGUAACAGAACCUAGAGGAGAAGUAAUUAUUAAAGGAAAAGGAGUUAUGGAAACAUUUUGGCUACUUGGACAUUCUGGGGAUUCGAAUAUAGCAUUUGGAGGGUUGCGAAGCGAUAUUGUCGAGACUCCAGAACCGAUUUAA